AUGGCCUUGUUCCUGGUCGCCUUGCUGGCAUUCUUGGGCUCGGGAUCUGGGUGUCAUCACUGGCUGUGUCAUUGCUCUAACAGGGUCUUGCUCUGCCAAGACAGCAAGGUGACCGAGAUUCCGUCUGACCUCCCCCGGAACGCCGUUGACCUGAGGUUUGUGCUCACCAAGCUUCGAGUCAUCCCGAAAGGAUCCUUUUCUGGAUUUGGAGACCUGGAGAAAAUAGAGAUCUCUCACAAUGAUGUCUUGGAGGUAAUAGAGGCAGAUGUGUUCUCCAACCUACCCAAGUUGCAUGAAAUUAGGAUUGAAAAGGCCAACAAUCUGCUGCACAUCAACCCUGAGGCCUUCCAGAAUCUUCCCAAUCUGCGAUAUCUGUUAAUAUCCAACACAGGCAUUAAGCACCUGCCAGCCGUUCACAAGAUUCAGUCUCUUCAAAAGGUUCUGUUAGACAUUCAAGAUAACACAAACAUCCACAUCAUCGCCAGGAAUUCCUUCAUGGGACUGAGUUUUGAAAGCGUGAUUCUAUGGCUGAAUAAGAAUGGGAUUCAAGAAAUACACAACUGUGCAUUCAACGGAACCCAGCUAGAUGAACUGAAUCUAAGCGAUAACAAUAAUUUGGAAGAACUGCCUAAUGAUGUUUUCCAGGGAGCCUCUGGGCCAGUCAUUUUAGACAUCUCAAGGACAAAGGUCCAUUCCUUGCCGAGCCGUGGCUUAGGACAUCUGAAGAAGUUGAGGGCCAGGGCAACUUACAGCUUGAAAAAGCUUCCGAAUCUGGAAAAGUUUGUUGCCCUCGUGGAAGCCAGCCUCACCUACCCCAGCCACUGUUGUGCCUUUGCAAACUGGAGGCGGCAAAUCUCUGACCUUCAUCCACUUUGCAACAAAUCUAUUUUAAGACAAGACAUUGACGGCAUGACUCAGGCUAAGGAUCAGAGAGUCUCUCUGAUAUAUGAUGAGCCCAGUUAUGAAAAAGGAUAUGACAUGAUGUAUAACGAAUUUGACUAUGACUUGUGUAAUGAAGUUGUUGAUGUGACCUGCUCCCCAAAGCCAGAUGCAUUCAAUCCAUGUGAAGAUAUCAUGGGAUACACCAUCCUCAGAGUCUUGAUAUGGUUUAUCAGCAUUCUGGCCAUCACUGGGAACACCACAGUGCUGGUGAUCCUGACUACAAGCCAGUAUAAACUAACUGUGCCCCGGUUCCUUAUGUGUAACCUUGCCUUCGCUGAUCUCUGCAUUGGAAUUUACUUGCUACUUAUAGCAUCAGUUGAUAUCCAUACCAAGAGCCAAUACCACAAUUACGCCAUUGACUGGCAAACAGGAGUGGGCUGUGGUGCUGCUGGGUUUUUCACCGUCUUCGCCAGUGAACUAUCAAUCUACACACUGACAGCCAUCACCCUGGAAAGAUGGCAUACCAUCACUCAUGCCAUGCAACUGGAAUGCAAGGUGCUGCUCCGCCAUGCUGCCAGCAUCAUGGUGCUGGGCUGGAUCUUUGCCUCUGCAGCUGCGCUCUUCCCCAUCUUUGGUGUCAGUAGCUACAUGAAGGUGAGCAUCUGCCUACCCAUGGAUAUUGACAGCCCUUUUUCGCAGCUAUAUAUUAUGGUCCUCCUUGUACUCAAUGUCCUGGCCUUUGUGGUCAUCUGUGCCUGCUACACCCACAUCUACCUCGCAGUGAGGAAUCCUAACAUCAUGUCUUCAUCAAGCGACACCAAGAUUGCCAAGCGCAUGGCCGUACUCAUCUUCACUGACUUUCUGUGCAUGGCCCCCAUUUCUUUCUUUGCCAUUUCUGCCUCACUCAAAGUGCCCCUCAUCACUGUGUCCAAGGCCAAGAUCCUCCUGGUUCUGUUCUACCCCAUCAAUUCGUGUGCCAAUCCUUUCCUCUACGCCAUCUUCACCAAGAGCUUCCGCAGGGAUUUCUUCAUCCUGAUGAGCAAGUUUGGCUGUUAUGAAAUGCAGGCCCAGAUUUAUAGGACAGAAACCUCAUCCACUGCCCACAACUUCCACGUAAGGAAGGGACACUGCUCCUCAGCACCCAAAGUCACCAACAGUUCCAGUCACAUGCUUGUCACUUUAAGUCAUUCAGCCCAGAAUUAA
Molecule: messenger RNA, 2085 nt
Organism: Acomys russatus (golden spiny mouse)
Lineage: Eukaryota; Metazoa; Chordata; Mammalia; Rodentia; Muridae
Gene: Fshr
Product: follicle stimulating hormone receptor
Exons: 10
Coding region: 1-2085 (694 amino acids)
Biological process (GO): male gonad development; follicle-stimulating hormone signaling pathway
Cellular component (GO): membrane
Molecular function (GO): protein binding; follicle-stimulating hormone receptor activity; G protein-coupled receptor activity
Source: RefSeq, a predicted model, not a curated record